Messenger RNA from Rotaria sp. Silwood2, 357 nucleotides. The record is from the annotation of a GenBank genome assembly. Lineage: Eukaryota; Metazoa; Rotifera; Eurotatoria; Philodinida; Philodinidae.
AUGAUGGUUUUAUUUCUUAUUGGACUUGUUAGUAUAAUUCUGUUGCGAACAUUGAGAAAAGAUUAUGCAAGAUAUGGAAAAGAUGAUGAUUUAGAUGGUAUGGAACGUGAUUUGGGUGAUGAAUAUGGUUGGAAACAAGUUCAUGAUGACGUAUUUCAUCCUCCUGCUCAUCCUAUAUUAUUUUGUUCAUUAAUUGGUUCUGGUUAUCAAAUAGCAACAGUAGCAAUACUUUGUAUUGUUAUAACAAUUCUUGGUGAUAAUUAUAUCGAACGUGCAUUACUUUUUAGUACAGCUAUAUUUCUUUAUGCUGCAAUAUCAGUGAUUAAUGGUUAUGCUGGUGGAAGUUUAUAUGCAUGA